This is a messenger RNA of Paramecium pentaurelia, 1402 nucleotides long. Lineage: Eukaryota; Ciliophora; Oligohymenophorea; Peniculida; Parameciidae. The record is from the annotation of a GenBank genome assembly.
GUUUUGAUGAUAAAGUACUUACUUUUAGUAUGUUUAAUCGCAGCACCUUUUGCCUAAACACCUGAGGCUGUAGUAACUCAUUAUGAUUUGGAAGGAAAUUUGAUUUAGGAAGAGAGUUCAUUGUAAGGAUCUGAAGACAUUGAUAGCAUGAAUUCAAUGAACAUGAAUUAAUAAGAUUUAGAUUCAAGUAGCAUGGAUUUAAUAAGAACUGAUAGUAUGGAUUAUUCUACCCCAGAAACUGAAUCUGUUGAAAGUAGCAAUAUUGAAUCAUCAAUGAAUUAAGAAACAACUGUUAGUAAUAUGAAUAUUGACCCUAAUUCUAUGUAUGAGGAGGAUUCUAUGAUGAUAAACAACAAUAUUGAUAAUUCUAUGCCAGAAUAAGAUUCUAUGUAUAGCACUAGUGAUCCUAAUGAUAUUAGUGCUAUAGAGCCAAGUGAAUAAAAUAUGGAGGAUGCAAUUGAAAGCACUCAAGUUUCUAAUGUAGAAGAAGUAAACUCUGAAGUUAUUCAUGAAACAGAGAAUAAUAAUAUAAUUGCAGAAUCUAAUGAAAUAGAGAAUAAUAAUAUGAUUGCAUAAUCUAAUGAAAUAAAUAAUAUCGAUCCAAAUAAUGUUGAAAUACCAUAAGAUAAUUAAGUUGAUGUUUCUAAUAUUUUGGAAUCAAAUGUUGAAUUUUCAAUUGAUAACAAUAUCUCUAAUUAAAAUGAAGUUGAUCCAAAUAUGGCAUUUGAUGUAAUUACAAAUACAGAAUCUCUACAAUCAUCUCCAGAUAUGGAAAAUGGUUUUGUUUAAAGCGAAGUAAAUGCUGAUAAAGCUUAAGCUAAAAAAAUCUCAGAUACUGAAAAAGUUUAAGGAGAUUAAAAAGAAGAGCAUAAUGAAUAGAAAACAGAAGAAACUUAAUCUUAAAUAUCAAAUAAUAACAAUAAUUAAAGUCAAGAACACUAGACUAUAAUUUAAGAUAAUAAUGAUGCUGCUAGUCAUGAAAAUCUUGAUUCCCUUACAUAAAAUAAUAAUGUUAAUGCUGUAGGACAAGAGAAUGCCAAUAAUAUAGAUGCUGACUAAUAACUUUAAUAAUCAGAGUCUAAAACUAUUUAAUAAUUAGUAUAAGGUGACUGUAUUAUUAUUUAUUCUUAAUGCAAUUUUAAAGGAGAAGCUUUAGAAGCUUGUAAUAGUUUAAGCGAAAUUGAGUAUUCUCAUUAUUUAUUCUAGGGAAUUCAAGGCUUAAAUCAGAUCAAUUUAUAUUCCAGAAGGAUUAGGUUUGACAGUCUAUGAUGGUGAGAACUUCACUGGUAAUAUGCACAAAUUUAAAUCAUCAUAAGAAUGCUUGGCUACCCCAUUAUCAUUUGCACAAUUAAAUAAUCCAGGAAAUUAAUUGAAAGGACAAAAUUUAAGGUCUAGAUAGUGA